Molecule: messenger RNA, 1437 nt
Organism: Oncorhynchus keta (chum salmon)
Lineage: Eukaryota; Metazoa; Chordata; Actinopteri; Salmoniformes; Salmonidae
Product: BLOC-1-related complex subunit 5-like
Exons: 5
Coding region: 246-839 (197 amino acids)
Biological process (GO): positive regulation of anterograde synaptic vesicle transport; organelle transport along microtubule; lysosome localization
Cellular component (GO): synaptic vesicle membrane; cytoplasmic side of lysosomal membrane; BORC complex
Source: RefSeq, a predicted model, not a curated record
UGACCGCAAUGAUAGCAUAGAAGAAGAAGAGGGGUGGUUGUGUGUUUACGGAAGUAGCUAGCUAGUUCGAUAUCUUUCAGCUUGUUAACAUAUUUACUUAAAUUAAUUAUAGUUUGCUACAUCAUGAAACUAUCAUGAUGGUAAAAAUAUAAUAGAAAUCAAAACAGGCGUGGUCUAACAGAACAAGAUAAACACAACGAAGGUCUCCUGAGGUGGUGAAUUGAAGCCAUAACAUAACUGACACCAUGGGGGCCGAGCAGAGCGGUGAUUCUGAGCACAAACACACCGACUACAGUUCCUCGGUGGUGCCCUCUCCAGCGAAGCAGAAGGCUAAAAUGGACGACAUUGUGGUGGUGGCUCAGGGGACACAGUCAUUGCGCAACAUCCAAAAUGACCCUGAUGUCAUCAAGCUUCAGGAAAUCCCCACUUUUCAGCCCUUGUUGAAAGGUGUGCUGAGCGGACAGAUGUCCCCCAGCAGUUUGUGUCUAGAGAGGCUGGACUCUGCCCAGGUGCUGCAGCUCUGCAUCCGCUACCAGGACCACCUGCACCAGUGUGCCGAGGCCGUGGCCUUCGACCAGAACGCCCUGGUCAAGAGGAUCAAAGAGAUGGACCUGUCUGUGGAGACGUUGUUCAGCAUCAUGCAGCAGCGUCAGAAGCGCUAUGCUAAGUACGCUGAGCAGAUCCAGAAGGUGAACGAGAUGUCCAUGAUCCUGAGACGUAUCCAGAUGGGCAUUGACCAGACCGUCCCCCUGAUGGAGAGGCUCAACAACCUGCUGCCGGAGUGUGAACGCCUGGAGCCCUUCAGCAUGAGGCCGGACGGGGACGUUGCAGCCAAGUAGAAAUAUCUCUGCCUGGGUAUGCUGAUACACUCACUGUCAUGGCCCUCUAGUCUAGCCUUCACUGCCUCCGCCAUUUUAAAAGCUCUUUAUUGAACCAUUCAUGUUGAACAGAAGGGGGGGGACUCUGCCCAGCUUGCUCCCCAAUCCAUCCUAAACCUUUCACAUCCACAACUUACCGGCCCUGGACAUUUAGCUCAGCCACUCAGCAUAAGCAGUCCUGUCCCCAUGCACCAGAUGUAGUGGGUUUCUGGGACAGCUACAUCGGGGGUUUGCAUGUCGCUGAGUGAAUUGGAAGACUGUAAAACAAGAAGUUUACAUGAUGAUUUACUGAAGGGAACCUGCUUGGCAAAAUUACUUCCAAAAAUGACUGAAUCUCCAGAAGUAAUAUUAGUCAAAGAUGAGCUCUGAAGAUAAACCCCUGGAGCUUCAACUGGCAGUAUUUUUGUUUUGGGGGGGGGAAACAUUUUUAUUACGCUAAAUUAUUUUGAGUGUUAGUUGACUGAAUAUGUUGGAUUCUCUGUGAGUAUUUUAAAUGGCUUACAUAACAACAAAUGCAAAUGUUUAUUUGGGAAAUAAAUUAAUACUUGAGAAAUUUGAA